Alligator sinensis (Chinese alligator) is the source of this 1571-nucleotide messenger RNA. RefSeq names its product high mobility group nucleosome binding domain 5 (gene HMGN5). NCBI's taxonomy places the organism in Eukaryota, Metazoa, Chordata, Crocodylia, Alligatoridae. Gene Ontology annotation, biological process: chromatin organization. Bases 150 to 431 code for a protein of 93 amino acids. The record is from RefSeq and is a predicted model, not a curated record. Gene Ontology annotation, cellular component: nucleus; chromatin. The transcript has 7 exons. Gene Ontology annotation, molecular function: nucleosomal DNA binding.
UCUGCCGCCCCUCCCCGGCCCGCCUCCCGCACUCUCGCCCGAGCCUCCCAUUGGCCGGCGCGCACAUCACUCUCCGCCCGGACCCGUCUCGCGCUCCCCAUUCAUGCAGUUUGGUUGCGUCUUUUGCAAUCAACUAUUAAGGUGCAACUAUGCCCAAAAGAAAGGCUGCAGCUGAAGGCGAGGCAAAGGAGGAGCCAAAGAGGAGGUCAGCUAGAUUAUCUGCUAAACCUGCUCCACCGAAACCGGAGCCAAAGCCCAAAAAGGCAGCACCUAAGAAAGAGAAAGCAGCAAAUGAUAAGAAGGAGGACAAAAAAGCAGCAACAAAAGGGAAGAAGGGAGCCAAAGGCAAAGAUGAAGCUAAGCAAGAGGACACUAAAGAAGAAAACCACUCUGAAAAUGGAGAUACCAAAACUAAUGAGCCAUUUACCUAAGAAUCGGCCUACACCAGGAUUUGCUAGACACUGAUUUGUUUCCUGUAGACUUUUCCUAGGCGCUCUCCCAACCUUUUGUAAGAACCACCUGAAACGUCUUUGUCACUACCAUUCCAGCUGGGUCUGAUAACUGAACAGUUGUGUCUAGCCUUGGUCCCACAUGUAUCCUUGAAGGGGAAAUAAUUUUGUGACAGUGUGAAGUUUCUGUCGUGCUAUUUUGAGCCUGUUACAUAGGAAGGGGCAUGCUUGUAUCUGUGAAGGAAAUAUUUUAACAUGGUGCUUGGAGUAGAGAAGGAGGAGGGAUAUGGGUAUAGAUUUGAUAGGGGCUAGGAUUUUAUUAUCGUGGUAUCCAAGUUGCAAUAAACAAGUUUUCAGUUCAGAAAGGUCUUGCUUCUGGUGUUAGAUUUCUGUGGGUUUUUUGUGGGUGGGAGUUUAAUGGUGGGGGAGGUCUGGGGAUGGAAACCCUCCGAGACUCAAAAAGUUUGCUUGUUGAAAAUUGAAUAUUGCAUUAAUGGAUGCAUCUGCUAGAGCAGUGGUUCCCAAACUGGGUUGUGACCCCAAAUGGGGUCACAACAUCAGCAGAUGGAGUUGUGGGGGUUAGGGGUUGGGAGUGAGGGCCAUGCUGAGGAAAUGGGGCCAUAAAUGAGGUCACACUGAAGAAAAGUUUGGGAAGCACUGUGCUAGAGACUGUAGGCUUUGAGUAACUUUGUAGGAGGAGAGUGGAAUCUCUUUGUAGCUACACUUGUUCCAAUCAUAGGAACAUUAAGCAAAUGUUGCUAAGAUCUGUUUUUUAAAAGAUGAAACUAUAGAGGAUUACCAUAUUUUACACACAAAUAAUUCUUAAACUUCCCUUCUAGCCCAUGUAUAUGAAGACUUUUAUGUUCUAAUUUAUGUGAAAUAUUCCAAACCUCCACUUCUCUAAAUUUACCUUAGUAAAUUGUUGACUUCAUCAAUUCUCUUUUUUUUUUUUUUAAUUUGUUUACAAAAAUUCCAGCAUGCUCAUGUCUUCCUUAGUAAUUUUGUAUUGUUGUCUAGUCACUUAAAAGGGUUUAUGUUUGUGUAUUUGCCAACUAACCUUUCCAUGAUGCAGUUUAGAUUGGGGUAUUAUUAGUUAAAAUGUAAUAUUUCUGUUCUUCCCAA